Messenger RNA from Myotis daubentonii (Daubenton's bat), 2894 nucleotides. Its product is annotated as cytochrome P450 4V2-like. The record is from RefSeq and is a predicted model, not a curated record. NCBI's taxonomy places the organism in Eukaryota, Metazoa, Chordata, Mammalia, Chiroptera, Vespertilionidae. Gene Ontology annotation, molecular function: iron ion binding; monooxygenase activity; heme binding.
CCUGGGCUGCUGCCUACGGGUUGCGGGAGGAGGGAGAGGCGAUUGGGCCGGGCGCAACCUCUUCCCCCGCCCUCCCGGCCCGCUGCGCCCGCCCCCGGGAAUGUCGGGACUCCUCCCAGGCCCCGCACUUGAAAGGCAGGGGCUGGUACAGGCCUGGGCUCAACUCCCGCCCCCAAAGUUCUGGGUCUCUCUCGCGCGGAGCCGACCGCUGGCGCGAUGGUGGCCGUCUGGCUGGUGCACGUCGGGCAGAAGCUGCUGCUCUGGGGCGCGCUCAGCGCCGUCUCCCUGGCGGGCGUCACCCUCAUCCUGAGAUUCUUGCAGAUGAUGGCGAGCUACGCGCAUAAGUGGCUGCAAAUGAGGCCCAUCCCCACCAUUCCGGGCGCCUACCCCUUGGUGGGACACUCCCUGAUCCUGGAAAAAGGAGCUAAAGAGUUUUUCCAGCAGCUGAUGAAUUACACUGAAGAGAACAGACAUGUACCAAUGAUAAUACUCUGGCUUGGCACAGUACCAGUAAUACUCAUGUAUAAAGCCGAAACUAUAGAGGUAAUUUUAACUAGCUCAAAGGUAAUUGACAAGUCUCAUCUGUACAGGUUCCUAGAACCGUGGCUUGGCCUAGGACUUCUUACAAGUACUGGAAACAAAUGGCGCUCCAGGAGAAAAAUGUUAACACCCAGUUUCCAUUUUACCAUUCUGGAAGACUUCUUAGAUGUCAUGAAUGAACAAGCCAACAUAUUGGUUAAUAAGCUUGAAAAACAUGUUGACAGAGAAAAAUUUAACUGCUUUUCUUACAUCACUCUUUGUGCCUUAGAUAUAAUCUGUGAAACAGCUAUGGGCAAGAAUAUUGAUGCUCAGACUAAUGAUGAUUCUGAGUAUGUCCGUGCAGUUUAUAGGAUGAGUGAUUUGCUACAUCGAAGAAUGAGGACGUUUUGGCUCUGGCAUGACGUUUUGUACCUUUUGUUUAAAGAUGGAAGGGACCACAGAAGGAAACUAAAGAUCUUACAUAAUUUUACCACCAAUGUCAUCAAUGAACGGGCCAAUGAAGUAAAGAGAGAUGAAGAACGUAAAAGUGAUGACAAGGUCACAACCCUCUCCAACAGAAAACGCAAGGCUUUUCUUGACCUGCUUUUAAAUGUGAUGGAUGAUGAAGGGAACAAGCUAAGCCAUGAGGCAAUUCGAGAAGAAGUGGACACUUUCAUGUUUGAGGGCCAUGAUACAACUGCAGCUGGAAUGAACUGGGCAUUGUACCUUCUGGGUUGCUAUCCAGAAGUCCAGAAAAAAUUGGACAAUGAACUGGAUGAAGUGUUUGGGAAUUCUGAUCGCCCUGUUACCUUAGAAGACCUGAAGAAACUUAAAUAUCUGGAGUGUGUUAUUAAGGAGACCCUUCGUAUUUUUCCUUCUGUGCCUUUAAUUGCCCGUGAUCUUAAUGAAGAUUGUGAUGUUGGGGGAUACAACGUCGUGAAAGGCUCUCAAAUACUCAUCAUUCCCUACGCACUGCAUAGAGACCCACGGUACUUCCCAGAGCCUGAGGAGUUCAAGCCAGAGCGGUUCUUUCCCGAGAAUUCGAUGGGACGCCAUCCAUACACAUAUGUGCCCUUCUCUGCAGGACCCAGAAACUGUAUAGGUCAAAGGUUUGCCAUGAUGGAAGAAAAGGUUGUUCUCUCAUCCAUCCUGAGGCAUUUUUGGGUAGAAUCCACCCAGAAAAGAGAAGAACUUGGUGUGGCAGGAGAGCUGAUUCUUCGUCCUACUAAUGGCAUCUGGAUCAAGUUGAAGAGGAGAAAAGCAAAUGCAUCCUAACUCUGUUAUUGGGCUGUGCCUUAGUAGGAAUAAGAUCUUUCUUUAAGAGAAACUUUGCAUUUACAAUGUGUGAAUCAUGAGUUAAAUACUCUUAAUCCCUACACCUAAUUUUUUUCUUAUCACCACUUAGCUUGGAGUCAAGUCUUCCAAAGAGAGGAUUUUUAUAUUUUCAUUACCAUCAUUAUCUUAUCCUUGUUCUUGAUCCCAAAAGGCGAGUUAACUAAUGUCCAUACCCAAAUAAACAUAUACAUUUCUCAACAGAGGGAUCCAGAGGCCAAUUCAAUUUCAAUUGACAGACCCAAAGGAUAUAAGUUAAUUGAAGUUCCAGAAUUUUUUAAGAUAUUCUUGUUGAACACAAAUAUACAUAUAUACAUAUACAUUUAAUUUGAAAAGGUUAAUAAAAUACUUAGGCUGGGGCAUAGGUUUUAAAAAUUAUAUCAGUGGCAUCAGUUAUGAGAAUAAUUAUGAUAAUGAUACUUUUCAGGUUUUAUUAAGGAGAGCAGAUCAUUUAUAAGUUGACUCAUAGGUUCUGUUCCUAUUUCUCUUUUAACUUUGUACUUAUGGCCUUCAUUUCACUUCAUUCUACAUAACAUCAAAAUUACCUUCACAUAUCAAAUAUUACCGGGAGAGAUUCCUCUUGGUGAUCUCCAGUCCCUCAUAAUGGCAUUUGGAACUGGAAGCACCUUAGACCUUAUCAGGUUAUAUCCCUUUUCAUUCCAAGGGGAUAAGAUCAAUCAGAGGUAAGUUUCUAUCCAAAGUCAUACCACUAGGGGGUGACAGAGCUGGAAAUAGAUGUCUAAACUCUAAAUCUCUACUACAAUAUGCUAUUGCUUUAUGAAACUCAGAUCUAGAGCUGGGUGUAUCAUUAGAACACAGAUCUUCUAGAAUUCUCCCCUCAUUAAGGAGAAGAGAAGCCGCACAUGUAUAGUAAUCCAGCACUUAGUUUAGGGUUAACCUACUGGGAAAUUCAAUCCUCCAGAACAUAUCUGUCAAGCUAACAACUGACACUAAUUCCCUGAAUUUGAAUUCCAUUGACAAUUGUUCUACUCCCUCACUCAGUGACUUAAAAAAACUUAUUUUAAUAAAUAAUUUUAAUGAGA